AUGAACCAGCCAAAGAAUAAUCACAGAAGAGCAUUAUCCAAUAAUGAUUUCUAACAAAUUUUAAAUUCCAAAAUUUCAGAAUUGCUUGAAGAAAAUAACACACACAAAAUAAUACAUAAGAAUCAAAGCUUUGGUAAUGUGCUUUUCUAAAUCCCCGAAUAGACUGAUAUAGCAUCAUCCACUGAAUAAUCAAUGCAAUCAGCCAAAAAGACUCAACUAUUCGACCAAAGUCAUAAAAACAAUCACUCCCAAGAAUAGAAGGAAAACCUUAAAAACCAAGGGUCGUCAUCAAAUCUCAUCUCGCAUAUCCAAUAUAUGAUUAAGGGCAAUCAUCCAAUCAAAGAAAUCACUCAAAAAACUUUAAAUAGCGAAAGAUAGGAUAAAAAUAAACAUCUGAGUUUCACCAAUGAAUUGCAAAAGAAACACAGUCAAAUCAUAUUAUAAUCAAAUAAUAACAAUGACAGUUCUAGUCUAACACCAGAUAGGAAUAGAGCAGAGGAAAAUGGCAGCAAAUUGAAUAGUCACAAAAAUAAAUCCGAUCAAUAGGAGAAAUCCAAGAUUGAGUUAUCAAGCUCCUUAUUCAAUACGAUACUCAAGGUGGAUGGCAAAAGGAAGUUGAAUGUCGAAUAACAGGAAUCUUACAGGAGAAUUGAAGUACAAAUGAAUAAAAUUUAAAAAGAUAUAAACAAUAUCAAAAUGAGAUAAGAUUAAUUGGAUUAAUUCAAUAGAAAUAUACAAAAUCAGCUUUGCGAUUUCAUGACUGAAAGCAAAAUACAAUAAGAUUAUGGUCAUCAAUCUCUCCAAAAACUAGAAUAAUUGGAAUAAAUCACCAAAAGAAAUGAAGAAUCCAUACAACUCAUCAAACAACAACUAAUACUAGAUCAGUCUAAACAAAUAAAUAAAGGAAAUGAAAAUAUCAUCAAUUUUGGGAAUCUCACUUUUUAUAAAUAAGAUAGUGACCAAUUUAAAAAGUUUAUUCAUUUAAAGAGUAACAAUAUACUGUGA
This is a messenger RNA of Paramecium tetraurelia, 1005 nucleotides long. RefSeq lists its product as uncharacterized. Lineage: Eukaryota; Ciliophora; Oligohymenophorea; Peniculida; Parameciidae. The transcript is spliced from 3 exons. The record is from RefSeq and is a predicted model, not a curated record.